Molecule: messenger RNA, 839 nt
Organism: Phalaenopsis equestris
Lineage: Eukaryota; Viridiplantae; Streptophyta; Magnoliopsida; Asparagales; Orchidaceae
Exons: 2
Coding region: 216-593 (125 amino acids)
Source: RefSeq, a predicted model, not a curated record
UUCGUGUGUUCUAUUUUGAUGUUAUUCAUAGUUUAUUAUGAGGGUAUUGCAGCGUUAAUGAAGUACGUACGUAGAGCUGAGGGCGUAUUCCGUAUGCAAAUAUUUACCCUGAGCAGGAGUUCAAGUAGAUCUCAUGGGCUUUUAAAAUCAUCCAAAGAGAACCCAUUUUUCCACCCUCUUAGAACAUUGCCACUGUCUUCUCCAAAACUCCGGCGAUGCUGGCCCGGCGGCCCGACCGAGAUCUACCCAUCCCGGCUGCCGGCUCUUCUUCAUGCCGCCGCCCAACAAGCCCAUUGGAACGCAACCCGCAGCCAUCCAAGGGAUGGAAAAAGAAAGAAUCCGACGGUGUAGGGCUCGGCAUCCUCGCACAGCUGAGCAAGGCUCGAAGCCGUGGAGACGAUGCAACUGCUGAGCUCGCCAACCUAUCGGCCGCCGGAGAAGGUUUUCCGGUAGCUGAUUUUCUCAGCUGCUGUUACUUGUGCAGGAAAAGGCUCCAUGGCAAAGAUAUAUAUAUGUACAGAGGGGAGAAGGCUUUUUGCAGCAUGGACUGCAGAUAUCAGCAAAUUGUGAGCGAGGAGUACAUGGAAUAUUGAAGGUCUGAAGACAUCAGACUGCCUGCCAGAUCUGUAAUUAAUUCUAAUGAUGGAGAAAUGCUGAGAAAUGCUGAGGGUAGGGUGAUUGUUGCAAAGAAUCAGAAAAAUGGUUAACUGAUCAGUGAGUUUUAAAGUUUUUUUUUUUUUUUUUUUGCAGAAUAAUCCCUCUUUCUAAACUUUAUGAUCUGUAAUGAUUGUAUAUAUUUUAUGUUUUCACUUGUUGAUGCAAAUAUAUGCAGUUGUGGA